This is a messenger RNA of Phytophthora nicotianae INRA-310, 3095 nucleotides long. RefSeq lists its product as hypothetical. Gene Ontology annotation, biological process: mitotic cell cycle. The transcript has 3 exons. The coding region runs from base 46 to 2763 and encodes 905 amino acids. NCBI's taxonomy places the organism in Eukaryota, Oomycota, Peronosporomycetes, Peronosporales, Peronosporaceae. The record is from RefSeq and is a predicted model, not a curated record.
UGAAAAUCUCUAGGGGCAACAAGGCGGGCUCAGUCUCUCCAUCUCAUGGUUGCUGCCGUGUCCAUUUCCCUCUCGGCGGCUCCGCGCACCACGCGAAUGACCACACGUGCGUCUCCUCGAGCCGCUACAACGUCCACAGCUUCGUCCACCGCCUCUCUGUCCGCCACAGCGUCCACGGCUCCGUCCACUGCGUCAACCCGCCGUCGACCUCGUAAUACUGGCCCAUUAAAGGGCGUCGUGGCCAUGGUGGACGUCCGCGUGGGCGCUGACGCUCAGAUCGACUGCAGCGAUGUCGUGGCUCGUAAACUACGUGAGCUGGGGGCCUCCACUGUCAAGCGGUUCACUCCCAAGCUCACUCACAUGGUACUAAGCCACUUUACGCCGGUAUGGAAGACCAAAAUCGCCAAGUGGCAAGCAGGCGGCGGUUCUAUGGCUGCAGCGGCCACAAGGUACGAGCUAAAGAUCGUCUCACAGCUCUGGGUCAACGCCUGCUACGUCAGUAAGAAGCGAAUGGACGAACGACCAUUCUUCCCGGUAAGUCAGCACAAUAUUAUAGACAGCAGUGCGAGUACAGUUAAACCCAAGCUCAAGAGACGACAGUCGCUCGGUUCAGAGGCUUCUAAGACGGAAAAUAAAGAGAAUACGGACACCAAGACAACAAGCGCUACGACAGAAGACAAGAAGGAGGCUACAACAGCGCCAACGUCGAAUUUUAAGGUGAAUAAGGCGCUGAAUGGCGGCAGGAGGAAGCGACGCGCAUUGUCGAUGGAGCCAGUGACGUCAGAUGCCAUUCUGAAGAUGCUGGGUACCGAGCCGGUGCCGGAAACAGAGUUCAGUACACCUAAGAAACAGCCUAUUCGCCCCAAGAGUGUCAGCUCGUCGGCUAAGCGCAGGAAGACGCUGAAUGGGCCACCGACACAACAGGAUGAGGACGAAGUCACAGCGUCUCAAGCGAGUGGGAUUGUAGCGGAGAGCGAGUCGGAGAAUGAGGACGAGAGGGUGAAGACGAACGAUGUGAUUGUGAUCCAGGACAGUCAAGCGAGUCAACCGUCUCCUGCUCCACUCAAGGAGCCCGUGGUCUUGUCAGGCUCGAGUAGUACACCUACUACCAGCAACGGGGAGUUCGAUAUAGGUACACCUGACGACAAGAGGCCGACAGCACGAGAACUACGACGUCGCAACAGGAACUCGCUCUCGUAUGGCAGCGGAUUGACGCUAAAGACUGGAAUUUGGUCUUGUGCAGCGUGUGGGUGCUCGAAUCCACGGUCACGUAGAUAUUGCACUGAUUGCCACGCAUCAAGAGGCUCCGCGAAGUCGCCAGGUGCUGAUAGUACGGCGACUGCGUCGCCUGCAACUGUUGCGAGCACAGUAGACUCGCCCAAGACUCCAGCUACGCCGGCUACUGCAUCAGCUCCUGCUACACCGAAGCCGAAGACGCCGACACCCAAGAAGAAGAGAACUCCAGGCUCUGCUAACAGUCUGAAGACACCUCUCAGUAGCCCAUCGCUUGAACGGACUCCACGCUCACUAACGCGACCGACUGCAAGCUCAGCUGCCAAGAUUCGAACACCAAGUCCAGCAGCAUCUAGAGCGCGGUCUGCUACGAAAAGCGCAACUCCCAGUCCUGCAAGCAGAUCAAGAACUCAAAGUCCAGCAGCACGGAGCUCUGUACCCAAGCAGACAACGCGUUCCUCAUUGGCGAGUGCUUCAGUAUCGAUCGACAUGCCAAAGCCUCCAGUGAAGAAAGCACAGCGGACAGUACCAGCGACAAAAGCCCCGUCAAGUGCCAUGAAACUCACACAGAGUGCUGCGAAGAAGCGUGCACGUCCUCCUGUCUCCACCAGUAGUCUGACGACCCCAGUAGUCAAGAAAGCGCGACGAGAUAACAAGGGAAGCACCGUGGACAAGCAGCUGGUAACUCCUGGCUCAGUCUCCGGGUUCAUGCGAAAGCACCGUGAGGUAAACUCCACUCCGAUUCCUAUGGCGAUGAGCUUCUCCAGCACAACAAGCAGAAAAACACCGCGAAAGUGUCCCCGUAACGUGUUUGGUAUCACCGGAGUAAGUGCAGAAGCGCGUGGGGUUCUCCAAUGUGCGAUUCACGCAAUCGACGCCAAUAUGGCCAAUGAAUCCGGAUAUCGCAAGGCGCGUGUGGUCAAGAGUGUGGAUUACGCUGCAGGCGUGACGCAUCUUAUCGUGGGCAGAGAUACAAAACGCACCAUUAAAGUGCUUUUUGCGAUUGCCCGUGGCGCUUGGAUUGUGACUGAAGACUGGGCGUUUUCGUCCCUAGAACAAGAACGGUGGCUACCAGAAGAAGACUUUGAACUGACCAUGUUUGCCAACAAGUUCUCGCGUGAGCACCCCGAGUCUCGGCAGAUCUUCAAAGGCACCAAGUUUUUCGUUGGUUCGACCGUCGAACCAUCGCGUGAAGUUCUGCAGUCUCUUAUUCAAGUCGCAGGCGGAGAGAUUUCCAAACAGGUUUCAGUUGCAGACAUUUGUAUUUGUGGCGAUGCGUCGCUGUUCCGACGAGCUCAGCGGACUGGUAUUCGAGUUGUCACCGCGAAGUGGGUAUUUGAUAGCAUCGCGAGCAUGAAGCUCCAAGGUGACACUGGGUACGCUUUUACCGAAUCGUUCGGCACGCCUGCCAAGACUCCGUCAAAAAGUCGUCGUGCAGUGGAGUCCUUCGGUACACCUGCGCUAACCCCCGCGAAAAAGCGUUCAGCUGUGACUUCAGGACUCGAAGCUCACUCCACCGUUCCAGAGUAAACCAACAAGCGGCGUGUACGUCGCUGCUGCGACAUCCCUUAAGUUUUGAAUGUUCACGUCCUUUUCAAGUGAUUUGACACAGGGUUGUAACAUUCGCGAUCCCAUGACACACUCGAACCCACCUCUUUGUCAUGUUGAUACUGACUAGCGCUCUGGGUGCCCGCUACGCCGACGCUUUAGGCAUGGCUAACUGGCUUUGUGUAGGUCAACCCUUCCUCCACUGCGCUGCGGAGUGUCCUACACGAUGAAACAAUUUUCUUGUAACUGUCCAAAACUUAUACUAAGUAAAUAAAAUUGUUGGAACGCUGUUCACAGCCUUCAUUAAACGAAAA